Molecule: messenger RNA, 948 nt
Organism: Aphis gossypii (cotton aphid)
Lineage: Eukaryota; Metazoa; Arthropoda; Insecta; Hemiptera; Aphididae
Exons: 1
Coding region: 1-948 (315 amino acids)
Molecular function (GO): protein dimerization activity
Source: RefSeq, a predicted model, not a curated record
AUGACUUUUAAAGAAUUAUAUGUGUAUAUUGUUACUGCAUUAGAAGAAAUAAAAUGUGGAGAUUCAAGCAGAGAAACAUCAAGUUUGGCUACAAUGUUAGAGUGUGCUAUAACAAAAAGUGAAUUUUUAGUUGCGUUAGAAGUGGCAGUUACUUGUUUUUCUUACACAAUAAAUUUGAGUAAAAUUUUGCAGAGUAAAAAACAAGAUUUGUCAAAAGCUUUAGCUGAUAUCACUGUAGUAAAGGGAGGUUUAGAAGCUCUUCGUGAAGAUGUUGACAGCUAUUUCAAAGAUAUAUUUAAUGAAGUGACUUCAAUUGCUACCAAAGUAAAUGUUGAAAUAAAAACACCACGUGUGUGUGGAAGACAAACAAAUAGAGUAAACAUACAAAGCAGUCCUGAAGAAUACUACCGAAUAACAAUUUUUAUUCCUUUCCUUGAUAGUAUUUUACUACAACUACAAACUAGAUUUAAUCAGCAACUGAAAGAAGUCAUAGCCCUUGAAGGGUUAAUCCCUGCCAAUUUUAGUGCAUACAAUAAUGACUCCAUAUUAAGUGCUGCAUCACUGUAUGAAAAUGAUCUUCAUGAAAAUGCUUUAAUAAACCUCAAAGCAGAAUUAACUAUGUGGCGAAACCAGUGGAAAGACAAUACAGCAGAAAAACCAGAGUCAGCUUUAGAAGCAUUACGUUAUUGUACAAAUGUAUUACCUAAUAUAAAGUUACUACUCCAGUUAUUUGCAACUUUACCGGUUACAUCAGCGACACCAGAACGUACAUUUUCAACUCUUAAAUUAUUGAAGAAUUAUUUAAGAUCAACAAUGAACGAAGAAAGACUUAAUGGGUUAGCUAUGGCAAAAAUAAACAAAUCUGAAAAAAUCACAGAAGAAGAAGUAAUCAAAGUAUUUUCAUCAAAAUCUCAUCGACGCCUCUUAUUAUUAGAUUGGUCAAAAUAA